UUUGUAACCCCACUAUAUAAUUUUCAGCAUUGAUUAUCCAACUACUCCCCAUGUCCUUUUGUAUUUUUAUUGACUACAAACUUUUGACAAUGGCAACUUGACCUUGUUAAUGGCUUUUUUUUUUUAAUUUCUAGAACUUUAAUGGUAACAUACCAAACCAUUUCUUUAUUGUAACGUCCUCUAUUAUCUACCGUUAGUUUAUCCAUUUGACAUUUCUUAAUUCUUAUUUUUUGGAAUGUCGUCAUACAAUAAAGGACAUGUGAAGUUAUAUUUAUUCUCUUAAGAAAAUAUUCAGAAUUAUUGGAAUUUCUAGGCAGGCCGGUCCUGUGUACUUAGACUCCUAAUAUACAAAAAUAAAUAUUUUAAUUCAUAAUCUAUUAUUGCAAAGGAUAUUAACGUUCUUAAAUUUCUAUAUAAAUUUUAGUGUGUAUAGCUGGAGCUUCAGCACCUUUAGCUUAGGACCAGUGUAGGAUAGUGAACCAGUAGAGAGAAUGAAUGAAUUGGGUAAAGGGAAUUAUCCAAUUAAACCGAACCGGCUCCACACCAGACCGGAUCAACUAAAUUAUCCACCGUUUUUUUAAUGAAAACCGACAACUAUUUGAAUAAAGACAACGACGUCAACUCAAGAUUGAGCUGGUUUCCAAGUGUGAAUCCGAAGACCAACCGCUCUCUCUCUCUCUAGAGAAAUCCAAAAUCUUAUUAAACAAAUAAAAAAACUACUACUUUUUUGACUAACCAGUAUAGAGAGAGAGAGAUAGAAACAGCAAAGUAAGUUGACUAUUAUUACAAGACAACCAUUUCGUCAAAGUCAAGCUGUUGAAAAUUCAACUCUUUCAUCAUUUUCAUUCGUCUUCUUUAAUCUUUGCUUCCUCCAUUUCAAACCCUCUGAUCAUUCAAGAAAAAAAUAUCUUUUCAAUCAAGCAACAACAAAACAAUGAUGAAAGAACCAACUCAUCAUCGCCACCUUCCAUGUCUCUUCCUCUUUCUUCUUUCACUACUCCGACCAAUCACCUCAGACCCUAGAGCACGAUCCGUCAAAAUCACUUGCUCACCGCAGCUCGAGCACAACGAAACCGUCUUCGUCCCCAACUUCGUAGCCUCGAUGGAGAAAAUCAGCCAAGUAGUCCAAACCACCGGUUUUGGAACCGCUCAAACCGGUUCAGGACCAGACGGUAAUUACGCUCUCGCACAGUGCUACGGAGACCUCCCUUUGAACGACUGCGUCCUCUGCUAUGCAGAAGCGAGAACCAUACUACCAAAGUGUUACCCUCAGAACGGAGGUAGAAUCUUCCUCGACGGAUGUUUCAUGAGAGCCGAGAACUACAGUUUCUACAAAGAGUUCAAAGGACCUGAAGACACCGUCAUCUGCGGGAACACCACUAAGAGAAACAACGCCACGUUCGGUGACGCGGUGAGACAGGUGGUGAGAAACGCGGUUGCUGCGGCUCCUGGGAGUGGAGGGUACGCUCGCGGCGCGUCUGAAAACGGAGAGUCUGCGUUUGCGUUGGUGAACUGCUGGAGGAACUUGAGUCCUGAGUCUUGUAAACAGUGUUUGGAGGAUGCUUCUGCUUCUAUGGUUGACAAGUGUUUGCCGUGGUCUGAAGGACGUGCGCUUCACACUGGGUGUUUCCUUAGGUACUCUGAUCAAGAUUUCUUGAACAAGAUUCCAAGAAACGGAAGAUCAAGAGGUUCUGUAGUGGUGAUUGUUGUUUCAGUCCUUAGCUCUGUGAUUGUCUUUAUGGUUGGAAUAGCAAUUGGUGUCUAUAUCUGCAAACACCGAACCAUACAAAAGAAGAGAAGAGGAUCAAAUGAUGUAGAGAAAAUGGCGAAAACGCUGACAGACAGUAGCUUGAACUUCAAAUACUCAACACUAGAGAAAGCAACAGGUUCUUUCGACAACGCGAACAAGCUUGGACAAGGAGGAUUUGGAACUGUCUAUAAGGGUGUUCUUGCAGAUGGACGAGACAUCGCUGUGAAACGGUUGUUCUUCAACAACAGACACAGAGCAGCAGAUUUCUACAAUGAAGUCAACAUUAUCAGCUCCGUUGAACACAAGAACCUAGUCAGGCUUCUUGGUUGCAGCUGCUCAGGACCAGAGAGCCUCCUCGUCUAUGAGUAUCUUCAGAACAAGAGCCUUGAUCGCUUCAUCUUUGAUGUUAAUAGAGGUAAAACACUAGACUGGCAAAGAAGAUUCGUGAUCAUUGUUGGAACAGCUGAAGGGUUGGUGUAUCUGCACGAGCAGUCUAGUGUGAAAAUCAUCCAUAGAGAUAUUAAAGCAAGCAACAUUCUGCUAGAUUGUAAGCUUCAAGCUAAAAUCGCUGACUUUGGUCUUGCAAGAUCGUUCCAGGAGGAUAAGAGUCAUAUCAGCACAGCCAUUGCAGGGACUCUUGGCUAUAUGGCUCCAGAGUACUUGGCACAUGGUCAGCUAACAGAGAAAGUAGACGUCUACAGCUUCGGUGUUCUUGUACUAGAGAUUGUAACUGGGAAGCAGAACACAAAAAGCAAAAUGUCUGAUUAUUCAGACAGUUUGAUUACAGAAGCAUGGAAGCAUUUUCAGUCAGGAGAGUUGGAGGAAAUAUAUGAUCCAAACCUAGAUUGGAAGAAUCGUAACGAUAGUAUCAUCAUCAAAAAGGAGAUAGUGAGAGUUGUUCAGAUAGGGCUAUUGUGCACUCAAGAAAUGGCAUCGCUAAGACCAUCCAUGUCAAAGGUCUUGCAUAUGCUAAAGAACAAGGAAGAAGUCUUGCCGUUGCCAAGUAAUCCUCCGUUUAUGGAUGAAAGAGUCAUGGAGUUUCGAGAUGGUUCUGAUGGAGAUUCAGCUGCUUGUGCUUCUCUUGCCACUGUCUCCCAAAGCUCAUUCUACGGUAGAUGAGCCUUUGAAGAGGCAGCACAGCAUAAGCAUCGUUGUGUGCGCAAACCAAAGUUUUGUGUAUAAAUCAGUAAGAAGAAUUAAGCUAGUAUAAUAGAUAGAUGUGAAGUUGAGUAGUUUGUAUACUGUAAUGAAGAUUUGACAUGGCCCAUGGAGGUAGCAAGUUCAUAUAUGUACGAAAAAGUAAUAUACUGGAAGAGAAUGUUUAAGCUCAAAUCUUGUAUCUAUGCAAAUUAGUAAGGCAUAUAUUGACUUUGGAGGAUUUGUAGAUAAGAAUAUUGUCACAAUGGUUUUGCCGUUCA
This is a messenger RNA of Brassica rapa (field mustard), 3168 nucleotides long. RefSeq names its product cysteine-rich receptor-like protein kinase 2. The record is from RefSeq and is a predicted model, not a curated record. Gene Ontology annotation, biological process: protein phosphorylation. Lineage: Eukaryota; Viridiplantae; Streptophyta; Magnoliopsida; Brassicales; Brassicaceae. Gene Ontology annotation, molecular function: ATP binding; protein kinase activity.